Paramacrobiotus metropolitanus is the source of this 1207-nucleotide messenger RNA. Its product is annotated as proteasome subunit alpha type-4-like. The coding region runs from base 194 to 994 and encodes 266 amino acids. Gene Ontology annotation, biological process: ubiquitin-dependent protein catabolic process. The transcript is spliced from 9 exons. The record is from RefSeq and is a predicted model, not a curated record. Gene Ontology annotation, cellular component: proteasome core complex, alpha-subunit complex; nucleus; cytosol. NCBI's taxonomy places the organism in Eukaryota, Metazoa, Tardigrada, Eutardigrada, Parachela, Macrobiotidae.
GAAUUGGCAAAAAACUUGGUUAGCUGUUUCCAAAUUUCACGGCUUAUUUAAAACGUUUCACAAAAUUUACAAUCUUGACGCUGGUUUUGUAAUUUGUCAUUUUCCCCACAGACUGAAAAAAGCAGCAGCUUUCGGUUUUAGCAUCUUGAGUUGGUUUUCUUGGAAAUAUCCACAAGACUGAGCACUUCCCGAAAUGGCGCGGCGCUUCGAUACCCGUACAACUAUAUUCUCUCCGGAAGGGCGUCUGUACCAAGUGGAAUACGCCAUGGAAGCAAUCGGACACGCUGGCACAUGUCUCGGAGUGCAGGCCAUCGACGGAGUGGUUCUGGCCGGAGAGCGACCCACAACCAGCAAACUCCUUGAUGAGAGCGUCUUCAAGUCCGAAAAGAUUUAUAAACUGAACGAAGAUAUGGCGUGCAGCGUCGCGGGAAUCACAUCGGAUGCCAACGCUUUAAUAAAUCAUUUGCGGAUGGCAGCUCAGAGAUACGCUUUGAAUUAUGGAGAACCGAUCCCCUGCGAACAGUUAGUGGUCAACCUUUGCGAUCUCAAACAAGCCUACACACAGUACGGCGGCCAGCGGCCAUAUGGCGCUUCUUUCAUAUACAUGGGAUGGGACCGGCAUUAUGGUUUCCAGCUUUAUCAGUCAGACCCCAGCGGAAACUAUAGCGGAUGGAAAGCCACCUGUAUCGGGAAAAACGCUGCAACCGCGAUAGGCAUACUGAAACAAGAAUUCGAGCCAGAAUCCACUAAGCUUCCGGAUGCGGUGAAGUUGGCCGUCAAAGUCAUGCACAAAACGCUGGAUGUUACUAAGUUGACGGCUGAAAAGAUUGAAUUGGCAACCCUUACGAGAGCCAAUAACCGUACUGUCCUUCGAAUCUGGAGUAAUGAGGAGGUCGAUGUUAUCAUCAAGGAAGUGGACGCCGAAGAAGCUCGUCUUGAAGCAGAGAAGAAAGAGAAAGAAAAAACUAUUCCUCGCAAACCAGUACUAAAAUGAGUAAACACAAGCCUGUUUUUAUAACAUUUUGUCGGCCUACGAUGAUGUCUUACUGUGCUGACCAGAAUGUACAGUUCUUUCCGUCAUCGAACUCGAAGAUUACUAAUAGAUCAUCACGUUCACUAACGCUAACAAGUGCAAGUUGCGUCUCGGGUUGUGUUCAUGUUCCGUGAAAUAUCGUACAAGUGAUUUAAUAAAAUUUUCGAUUUUCAA